UGCAUCAUCAUUUCUCAUUGGCUCUAACUGUGUGCGCCGCGAUCUGUUCAGAAUCCUCAUACCCAUCCGCCCAACGCCGUUUUCCCCCUUCUGGUCCCGUCCAAGUCCUUAAAGAAUGGUGCCAAAACCAAAAGUCCUCUUGAUGCUGCGGACGUAGUACUCGAGCCAAUUCUGCUUGGUAGGCUCCUCUUGGCCGAUGGGCACGCCGGUCCACUCGACGCGCAUGACCGUGACAUGGUCAACGUCGUUCUGAUCAAACUCAAUGCUGAGCUUAGAGUAAUGGCCAGCGGGCCACUGGUCGAGACGCCAGCUCUGGACAAUCUUCUUGGGCUCCUCCAACUCCAUGUAUUCGCCAGACACGUUGCCACCAAACAACUCAAACCUGCCGCCCUUCUUGGCGCCCUCAAAAACCUUGGGAGGGGCGCGGGUGAAUGCAGCUAUCCGCUGGGGAUCGGUGAAGGUCUUGUAAAGCUCCUCGGCUGUGGUACGGAACUCCUCGUUAUCGGUCACGGUCGUGGUGUUUACGACGCUUCCGGCAUUGGACUGGGUGGUUGUGGUAGUAGCCUUGGUGGCUUGGGCGCCGGUCGGGGGGUGGUACUUGGGGGUCGUGAAGCCGCUGGAUGGGUUCGACCCAGCAGGGUGCUGCAAGUCCUUGCCGUGCUCAGCGAUGAGGGCGGGAGCCAGCUUGACGAAUUCGCUGCGAAGCUGAGGCACGAUCUUGGACUUGACCAGAUCUCUGACAGCCUGCUUCUCCUUGGACUCGGAGUGGACGUCGAUGUCAAACUACAAGGGCGACACUUAGUCGACUUUUACAACACGUUGUGGCCGGGAAGAGUGCAACCUACCACAAAUUCAUCCUCAUCAAGCUCGUGCGACACCUCGGGCACCGUGAUGGUCCCCGAAACCUCGUCGCCAUCGGCAGUGGAGCCUGCAGGACAGAGUUUUAGCCUACGAACACGACAUGGGCAGGAGUCACAGGACGGAAUGAUUGGCAAUGGGUUCUCAGGAAAAAGUGAUAUUAUUCUAUGGAAAUACGUACCUGUGAACUCCAACGUUAACUUGACAUCAAAAAUGGUGAUAACCUUGCCCUUGCGCUGCGCAACAUCGCAGUCGCCGUCCAUGCUGACGACCUUGCUAAUCUUGGCCGAUACAUCGCCCUCCUUGGCCUCGAUCUUGGUCAGGUUGUCAUCAAACCAUUUCUUGGACCACACCGACACGUCCUUGUUGACCCAGUGCCAGUUGUUGGGGUUGUGGAGGACCAUUUUCGCGGUAAAUUAAAAAAAAAAAAAAAAAGGGAGUUAUUGAAUGGAAGUAUGGAAUGGAACGGGAACUAAAAAAAAUAAAAUCAGAUCUGUGUUCUCCAGUCAGCAAUUGGCUCGGUACGAGAGAAGAAUCGCGCAAAGGAAGAAAAGAGAGGUGGUGCUAGGUCAGAGAUGGUCCUGGUAGACCGCAGCUUCGUCAUCAAGGGAAGGGAGUACAAGUCGCCCUAUGACUGGUGCCAGCUGAACAAUCAUCAUGCAAGCAAGCGAUUGGGAGGUUGGUCGAGGGAAGAAGGGCGCGUCCUACCUUUGAAAGGUCGUGAUGGUCUUCAGAAGUUGUUUGUUGAUGUUUGAAGAGAAGGGGAAGGCUUUAAGAAGUGGGCGAGCGCCCAUUGAAGAAAAUGGAGAAGGGUCAGAAAGAGCAAUUUGGAAAGCUCUAGAAAACUUAACAGGCUCCAGUUGGGCGGGGAGCAGAGGCAGAACACUGACCGCCUUUAGUGGGGUAGCUCUCAGUAUGGGGCUGGAGCUCGGUUUCUGCCGCCUGAUCGAGAUCUGACAUGCCGCAUCAAACACCACCAAAAUCAGAUCGACAGGGACAACCAGGAGCUUGAUCUUUUUGCUAUUGAUGAAUCAGAUUUACAAUGACCAAUUGAUCCUGCUGAACAGCCUUUCAGCCUUUCUUCUUGGACAUCAAAAUAUGUGUCACCUGGCAACUCGAUAUUCCAGCUAGCCAUGAUGAUCACACUGGACGCGAUUCACAAACACAGCACAGCAGCUCAACGCGUCCGCGUAACCUCCGGCCCGGUAUCACGGAUUUCCUGCCAUGUUUUGAUGUUGAUUGCCAUGGCCAAAUUGGUUUGCCAGAGAGAACAUUUCGACCCUCAUGACACAGCAGCUGUUGACACCCGACCGGAGCUUUCGACCGGCACACAUUGCUCAACUCAUGGUGGUUGGGAAUCAGAUGUUUGUGACCUUGAGGCACAUAUCUGGUCUUCCCGAGACCGCGCACACACCGAGUAAUCAUCCGUAACCACCGCUAUCAUCACCAUUGCAUUCCGUAUGUAUCAUUGAGGUACCGGCAGGUUUGCAGACACGGGAAGUCUUGACCCGAAUGCCCCGCGACGGCGCGAACCCGGCGCACCAAACUCGGACUUGAACACAGUCCGGAUCUCUGUCUUCCCGGGCUAGGGUGCCGCAUACCAACAUCAUCAACAUUCUCAUGACGCCCUUCAACCUCGAAUCCACAUGGAAAACAUUUCACCUCAGCCGAAUCAUAUGGCGGAGAAUCAGCAAGGGGGUUAAGCGCCGGCAGCACGCAUCACCGACCAUUUCACAGCGUCGAGCGAAUCAUCGCGGGGAAUCUGAAUUUUGCCCACAACCAAAGGCAACCAAGAAUAGAUUACCGGCAGACUACGACAGACGUGCCCAAUCACCGUCGCACCUGUCUCGCAGUCAACAGACCCCUCCUUUCGCCCUUCUCGCUCUCGGCCAUCCCAUCGCCACCAUGGUCCAGUUCACGCCUGUCAAUCCGGAAGCCAAGAGAUCAAAGAUGGCACAGGUUAAUGCCAGGCCGUAGCUUGACCCGUUCCUGAUAGUAGCAAAUCGACGGUUCUCUGUAACCCCCCCGCUACCGCAGGAACCAUCACCAGUUCUGAGGAGAGGGAGCAGAGCAGUCACCUGUAGGUGAAGCCGUGCGAGGAUCCAGGAGGUGCCUCCUGCACGUCUGGUCUGUGUCUUGCAGGUCCAGGCACAGGGCAAUCCGGGUUUGAACCCCGUCGAGGAACCCCCUCCCUCUCUGCCAUCCUGCCUGGGAAACAAGCAGAUCGAGACCAGUUGAAAGGACUGCUGCAGAAUACAGACGGGACAUGAUAUUGUCCCAGCGGGUGCCUGCCUGGAUGCUUACGUUUAGCACGCUCCAGGGUCACCAGCUGGCUGUACGCAAUAUAUUGCAAUUCUCGGAGUGAAGCCCCUUUGGAGAAGGCCCGUCUGGGAGAAGAGUUAAAGCGGGUGGCCGGCUCCCGCUCUUCUUCCAUGCAGGAGGUUUGACUGUUAAUAUACGUACCGUAGUACCACUCCGGGGCUAGCACCGUGGUCCAUAACAGCAGCAGCAGAAGUGGGAACACCACCAGCGGGCAGCAUGCAGGGGUCUUGAUAGGUUGGGCAUGUUGGGGCAUAGUCUGGUCUUGAGGAAUCCCUCUUUUAUCUCCUGCAACGCUCCCAACCCGCGCCGCGGAACCACACCACGUUCCAUUUGCUGCUUGUUCAGCGCAGUUGCACCGUCCCUUCUUUCAGCCGCGCAUUUUCUGAUCACGACAACCUCAACUGCGACUGUGGGAAUUCGAGGGCGGGCGUGAAGCAUCACGAUACGGAUAACUCUCAGCAACACCUAUUUGAGCUCUGACCAUGAUCGUGUAAUCAACAGCCCCGCGAAUCGACAAACAACCCACUUGUGUAUGGCGAGGUGGCCAGCACCACAAAACCGCUGCGUGGUGUUGGGCUGUGAGUGUCUAGGAAAGAUCACACUGGGUGUCUGCUGGAGAUAGGGGCCCUCAAGAGACCCGAGGGACUGACUAUUCGUGGCUCACAUUGGGGUCCGUCUGAGGUUCAGUCCUCACGAGAGAUCAGCUACAGCCGAGGGACUUCCAGGACGACAUCGAGAUGCAACCUAUGAUGAGCUCUUCACGGGAUCCGACCGCGCGCCUUCGUGCUGGACUGAAUCCGCUCCUCACAGCAUCGUUGGGUGUAUACCACCCUCAGCACAACAAUGGCACACCUCAUUCGGCGCUGUCAGUCAGCUCUCAUGGCGCCUUUUCAUCCAACCAAACUCCAUUGAGCGCCAUCCAGCCAUACAAUCCGCAGCAAUGGAUCACUUCACCGACUGCGGGACCUGGCCAGGAACCGAUUCAGACGGCUGCCAUCCAGGAGCCUCAAGGAUCACCGCUGCCACCGCCGCCAUAUUCACCCCCCCGCAGUGCCAGACCGAUGAGCAUGAACUUCGAUCAGGGUCCAGCUGCCAAUAUCUCAGUUGCUCGAGCACCACAUCCCCCUUUGCAGAGAGCGGCUACCGAAUCUCCAGUGGCCAACACAUCGUUUCCGCCUCCGCCUGGAACGAGGGGCCCUUCCCGAGAAAGGCGAUUCGGCCUCCCCUCGCUGUCAAGACGUCGUGAGCCCGAGCCAGCCAUAGCACCACUUGAUCCAAGUCCGCAACAAUCAUCCCGCUCGCUCAGCGGGCUGUUGUCUCGUCCGGCCGGUGGUCACCCAGGGCCUUUGACGCUGCAGAUACCCCACCAAGUGCCACAACGAACAGAUUCCGACUCCUCCCAGAACAUGGCCCCGGGCGCUCGACGAGCUGUCUCGACACCCGCGGUGGCUACUCCCACAUCAGCUAGAUCACGCUCUUCGUCUCAGAUUCGAUGGGACCCAUCGAUGCCAGUCCCCCCACCACCACCUGGGCCGCCACCCUCGUCAAGCAGAUCUCAGAGCAUGCAGCGGCUACAAUCUGGAAGUGACCCUAUUGUCUCACCGCCGACCCGCCGACCACCACCAACCGGAGUGGCUGCUCUGGGUCCUGUGCCCUUGACGCCAGCCAACUGGAGAGAGGGCGACAACCUCCCUGGGCCACCAGGGCAACAUCAGCAGCAGCAACAACAACAACAUGCUGACUCACCAGCCACGGUCGGCGUUCAGCUUUCAGAGACGUCCAGUGUUGCAAGCUCAGGAGCUGGAGCGCAAACCGAAUCUGCUACAUCUUCGGCGCCCAGUUCAGCAGGUGGGCUUGUCCGAAGGAGUCCUGUGGUCAGGGGAGACAAGACGCUGCUAGAGCGGCGGAGCGAAAGCCGGACCAGGCUAGCUACACGAGGGUCUGUGGACACAACAAACUCGCCUCAUGGCCUGUCUGAUAUUGUGAUUCCUGGUUCGUCCUCCGGUGGGCUGCAACGGCGCCUGACAAUCGGAAGAGGCACGCCAAGGACCGGAAGGACGAGCGAGACGCCAAAAACCGGUGAAUCGAUUGACACGCCAGAAUCUAGGACCCCCCGAGCUUCCGGUUCUCAAGGUGUGUCUGGCCAGGUGACACCAACAAGAGUCUCGCCCAGUUCCCACAAACAUCCUGAAAGACAUGCGGUUCCAAGGGCGUUGCCAACCCCGCCCACCGGCAGCAGGUCGUCCUCGACACACCGGGGCAUGGGGCCGGACAUGCCGAUGUCGGCUCCUCUUUCGCCAUCACACAAUUUUCCCGUGUCCAAGCAUAUGGUGAUCACACAGAGCAGCGAGCAAUUUGCUCGUGGUACUGUCGACCGCUUUGCAGCCUUCGCCGACCGAGAAGCAUCUGCCGCCAACGAUGCCGAGCGAGUUCGAUUGUUUGCCGAGUUCUUUGUCAACGAGUCGAGGAUACGGAGGGAACGAUACGGCGCUGCCAUUGGGGCGAUGGGUUCUGAGGUGCUGGACUUGACCCGUGAUCUGUUUAGGCCGAUGCCAGUCCGGAGAGAGUCGAUCAAUUCGGCCACCAGCGGGACCGUGGAGUUGACACCACAAUCGUCAGAACCGAGAUCGCAUCGUGGGUCGAUUGGAUCUGCGUUUGAAGGAAACCAUGGGGCUUCGUCAUCAGCGGUUCAAACACCGACGUCUGUGAGUCAGCAGCAGCAGCAGCAGCAGCAGUCACCAUCACCCUCUGGGAACCAAAACUGGCCUUCGAACAACUACAUGCCAUCGUUGUCGCCGAUUCUCAGCAUGAGCGUCAGUGAUGCUGUGGAUGAGCAGGACUCGAGGGGACGGCCGGCUAGCAGGUGGUGGGAGGCCGACUCUACAGGUGCUCCGUCGUCCAGGAUGGAGAGGUCAAAGCGGGAGUCAAAGUAUAUGGGUGUGCCUAAAGAGGCUCGAGAAGCACUGCAAUGGAUCGAUGAGCCGCAGUUGUCGCCUGCUGGUUCAAGCAAGCGGGCCUCCCACGGGUACCCCCUUGAAAAGACAGGAUGGCACGAUACAGACCAAUCCAUGACACCGCAGGCUCUUUCUCGCAACUCGGUUGCUUCAUCUUCGACAGCCCCGAACACACCAAACCCAGAUCACCUCGACGUAUCCCGUCUAGUGACCCUCCCACCUCCUUAUCCGCGACAUCACCCAGCAGUCAACAACAACCACCCCGAGUUGACCGAAAUCCGCACCUCGAUCCGCACCGUCAGCGACCUCACCGAGGUAACCGCCAUCCAAGAAGCCUACAAGCAAUCCUCUUCCCAAAAACGCCUCGCCCUCGACGAAGAGCUAAAAAAAGACCGCGUCACCCUGCGCCAAAACCUCCACCAAGACAUUUCCUCGGGCGCGCUCUCCUAUGCAGACGCAGCCCGCAUCGAAGCCGACGCCACAGCCGCCGAGCACACCAAACUCAAAGACCUCGAAAAGUCGGACUUUGACGAAUUCCAAACCGUCGUCGUAAUGCCCGUGAACGAGAUUCUUCAAAGCAGGAUCAACACCGCCACCGAACUCUUUGACAACCUCCGCUCCCGCCUCUUCGACGAAACCCACAAAUCCAACCCCAACCUCCCCCAGGAAGAAGGCGACGAGCAGCCUGAACUCUUGGAGAAACUAACCCUCCUCAAAUGGAUCUUUGAAGCCCGCGAAACGUUACACCGGGCGUUGUACGACCUCCUCUCCUCCCGCAACGACCACUACCGCGACCUCGUCCUCGUCCCCUACAAACUCGCCCAGCAAGACGAUAAAGUCGCCUCUGCCAAGGCCUUCUUCAUCGAAGACGCGAAUAAACGCCAGCUAGCCUUUGCAGAGGAAGUCCUCCACCGCACGCAAGAGUUCCGCGAUGUAGUCGAGGAAACCGUCGUCAGGGGUGUGGAAGUGCAACUCAACGCCUUUUGGGACAUUGCGCCCGACCUCAAGCGUCUUCUCGACAAGAUCCCGACUGAUAUGGAAGGUUUCCACAUCCAGAUACCAGCGUUGGAGAUGGCCGAGAACCCGAGCUACACCGAGCACCCUUUGCAGUAUCUCUUCAGUUUGUUGCUGCAUGCGGAGAAGAGCACGUAUCAGUUUAUCGAGAGUCAGACGAACUUGCUUUGCUUGCUGCAUGAGGUUAAGGAGGCGGUGGUGGUUGCCAAGGGGAAGGUGAUGGAGGCGGAGGGGAGGGAUGGGGGGAGGGUGGAGGAGAUGAGACGGGAGGAGGCGGGGAGGUUGACGGAUGAUUUGAAGGAUAAGGUUAGGGUUGUGCAGGAUCAGUGGAAUAGUGCGCUGGGGGAGACGGUGGGCGGGGUGAAGGAACGGGUGGGGGGUUGGUUGUUGGAGACGGGGGGGUGGGAUGAGAGUUUUGAGGAGGGGGGUGUCGGUGGUGUUUAG
Messenger RNA from Podospora pseudocomata, 7592 nucleotides. RefSeq lists its product as uncharacterized. The coding region runs from base 3918 to 7592 and encodes 1224 amino acids. The transcript is spliced from 5 exons. Lineage: Eukaryota; Fungi; Ascomycota; Sordariomycetes; Sordariales; Podosporaceae. The record is from RefSeq and is a predicted model, not a curated record.